Solanum stenotomum is the source of this 3007-nucleotide messenger RNA. Its product is annotated as probable LRR receptor-like serine/threonine-protein kinase At2g16250. Bases 49 to 2700 code for a protein of 883 amino acids. Lineage: Eukaryota; Viridiplantae; Streptophyta; Magnoliopsida; Solanales; Solanaceae. The record is from RefSeq and is a predicted model, not a curated record. Gene Ontology annotation, molecular function: protein kinase activity; protein binding; ATP binding. The transcript has 4 exons. Gene Ontology annotation, biological process: protein phosphorylation.
GAAGACAUAAAUUUCACAACAUAUCCAUACACCUAAUAUCCAAAAAAAAUGUUAAAGAUUGCUCUUUUCUUCUACUUCUUCCUCUUCUUUUACUCAGUUUUAUCUAAUCAAAUCUCCAAUUUAGAACACAAAGCUUUACUUGAUCUUAGAUCAUCUUUACACAUCAGAGCAAAAAACUGGCCAAGAAAAUCCAACCCUUGUACCAAUUGGACUGGAAUUCAUUGCAACAAUGACAAAGUUGUGGGAAUUACGUUGACAGGACUAAGAAGAAUUCACAAAGGGAACAUGUCUCUGCAGUUUGCUGUUGAUUCUUUAGUCAAUUUUACUCACUUGACAUCAUUCAACUCAUCAGGUUUUGUUCUUUCAGGGCAAAUACCUGAUUGGUUUGGCCAAAAGUUAACUCAACUCAAACAACUUGAUCUUAGUUCAAGUUCAAUUCUUGGUUCACUUCCAUCCUCAUUAGGGAGUUUGAAUAAUCUUGAUUUUCUGUCUUUGUUUAACAAUUCAAUUACAGGAACUGUUCCUUUAGAACUUGGAAAGUUGAGUUCUUUAAGGGUUCUUAAUCUUUCUUGGAAUUCAUUUACAGGUGAAAUUCCAACUUCUGUUUCAGAUAUUAAGAAUCUGUCUGUUCUUGAUUUGUCUUCAAAUUUCUUUUCUGGACAAAUCCCAGUUGAGUUUGGUUCAUUUCUAGGACUUAAGUUACUUAAUUUGGCAAAUAACAGUUUAAGUUCUUAUAUUCCUUCUGAAAUUUCAAAUCUUUCUGCAUUAGUAGAACUUGAUCUUGGCUAUAACUACUUGUCAGGGUCAUUGCCUGAGGGUUUUUUCAGAAUGAGAAAUUUGAGUAAAUUGUUAGUUGGAAAUAAUGAGCUAGAGGGUACAUUGUCAAGUACUUUGUUUACUUCAAAUGAUUCUGUAUUGGUGUGUAUAAAUCUUAGUUGGAAUCGAUUCGAAGGCAAAGUUCCUGAUGUUUUGUGGUCAUUGUCUGAUCAUUUGAGGAUUCUUGAUAUAUCAGGGAACAAUUUUACUGGUGUGGUUUCAAAUAGUACCUAUUUUAGUGUUACUGGUGCUUCAUAUAACCUUUCUAAUAAUCUUUUCUAUGGAAAUGUGACGUUUGAUGUUCGGAGUUUUCAGUCGAUUGAUCUGUCUAAGAACUAUUUUCAAGGACUAGCACCUGCUAAAUCUGGUGUUCUAGUUAUGGAUAAUUGCUUUGCGGGGUUAUUGAAUCAGAGGAGUUUAGAUGAUUGUAGUAAGUUUUAUGCUGAUAGGGGUCUAGUUUUUGUUGAUGGUGGAAUCCAAACUCCGGUGCAAAGAGCCUCUAAGGGCGGGCAUAAACGUUUGUUUAUCAUGGUUGGAGUUUUUGGUGGAGUUGGUGUUCUUAUGCUUAUGGCAUUAGUCAUUUUAUUGUUUUGGAAGGUAUGCUAUAGAGGGAAUUCAAACGAAAGAGGCAUAUCGAAUGUUAGUCCAGUUGUGGAAGGAGGAAAUAAUCAGGCACCACCAGUAAAGUUCUCUCGUGAUACAUCUGGUUCGAUAGAAUCAUUUACUUAUGAUCAGAUACUAAAAGCCACAAGCAACUUCAAUGAAACAGAUCUUAUCAAGAAUGGUCAUACAGGAGACAUUUUCCGAGGAAUAUUAGAAGGCGGUGUCACCGUAGUUAUCAAGAAAGUUAAUGUACACCAUAUCGAAAAAGAAACAUACAAGUUGGAGUUGGAUUUGUUAAAUUGGACAACACACCAUAGGCUUGUCCCUUUUUUGGGACAUUGCUUAGAUCAUGAGAAUGAGAAGUUUUUGGUCUAUAAAUAUAUGCCAAAUGGAGAUUUGUUCAAUUUGUUGGCCCGGGAUACGGAUUUAGAAGAUGAAAAUGGACAGUCUUUGGAUUGGAUAACAAGAUUAAAAAUUGCAACAGGAGCUGCAGAAGGCUUAGUUUAUUUGCACCAUGAGUGUAAUCCUCCCCUUGUUCAUAGAGAUGUUCAAGCUAGCAGUAUCCUUCUCGACGAUAAAUUUGAAGUAAGGCUGGGAAGUUUGAGCGACGUGUGUGCACAGGAAGGUGAUAGCCAGAAUUUGAUCACAAAGUUUUUCCGCACGACAAAGAAUCCUGAGGGAGAGCCUGCUGGAUCUUCAUUUACAAGUUGCAGUACUUAUGAUGUAUACUGUUUCGGGAAGGUCUUACUCGAGCUUGUAACUGGUAAGGUUGGAGUAAGUCACUUAGAUGAUGCCUCAACCAAGGAGUGGUUGGACAAGCUUCUUCCUUUCAUCACUAUACGCGAGAAAGAACUAGUGUCCAAGAUAGUCGAUCCAUCUCUAAUUAUAGACGAUGACUUACUUGAAGAGAUGUGGGCUGUAGCAAUAGUAGCCAAAGCAUGUCUUCAUCCGAGGCCUUCUAGACGUCCUGAAAUGAGACGCGUCCUGAAAGCUCUUGAGAACCCGUUCAAGGUUGUUAGGGAAGGAAGUUUCAACUCUAUAAGGCUACGAAAUACUUCAUCGAGGCGAUCAUGGAGUGCUGCUUUUCUUGGUAGUUGGAAUCAUAGCUCACAGGAUAGUGUUAAUGCUAGUGGCCAAACAAGCAAAGAAGCUGGCAUGAACCUGAAACAGCAUUCUAUUAGCAGCGGGAACGAACAUUCAUCAUCGUGUAAGAGAUCAUCGAGUGAGAUUUUCCCCGAACCUCAGGACACACUAGAUAUAGAGAGACAAGACAUGAGCUAGCCGUCUAGCACGAAUCUAUGCCAAAUGCAUUUCUGCAGGCAGGGGUUUUGUAAGUAUAAGGAACUUUGAUUUUUUAUUAGAUGAGCGGCGGUACUAUGAUCAUUCUGAAGACAUGGGGCCUACACACUACACACAUGUUAUGCGGUUGGUAAACUCUUUCCUUCUGCAACAGCCUAUCAAAUCAGAUCAGUAUUUUUUAAUAUGUUGUGUUACAUCAUGUACAUGUAUUCUGUUUUCCUCUUUUCUUUUAGUGUGUCACAAAUGCUCAUGUGCUUUGUAAAUUUUCAAAAAGGUUACUCUUGUUCCU